AUGAGGCUGGGAAGCAUCAUUUUAUUCGUGGCUCUCUGCUCCUUCAGCGCAUAUUAUGUGUAUGAACCCAUUCCCGAGGAUAUUGAGGAGAGAUGGAAACUCAUGCUGACUGACACUUUCUUCAGAAGUCUCAGCCACCUGGCGGACUUCUGUGAAUUAUUAGGGAUAAAGGACUACAUGGGAGUGAUGUACUUCAUAACUCUGAUUGAAAACAUUGUGCCUAUUUCGGACAAACACGUCAAUGUGACCGUGGAAAAUUUCGACGGUGUUGAAGUGUUGCUUUACCAACCUAAGCAGCAAAGUGGCGACACAGAACUCAGGAGGGCUGUCAUAUACCUACAUGGGGGAGGAUGGUGUCUGGGGAGCUCUCACAUGAGUCCAUAUGAUCUCCUUGCCAGAAAGGUAGCUACCGAGCUGAAUGCAGUAAUUCUCUCCGUAGAGUAUCGCCUCGCCCCUGUUCACCACUUCCCUGUUCCCUAUGAGGAUGCCUAUCGUGUGGUCAAGCACUUUCUUCAGAUAGGGGUCCUUGCUCGGUACUCUGUGGACCCAGGGCGCAUCGCAGUGUCCGGGGACAGUGCUGGGGGGAAUCUGGCAGCUGCCGUCUCCCAACAGUUACUGAAGGACCCGACACAAAAGGUUCAGUUGAAAGCUCAAGCCCUCAUCUACCCUGUACUCCAGGCACUGGACCUCAACACGCCAUCUUAUCAGCAGAAUCAAGACAUGCCCAUAUUGCCACGUACCCUCAUGGUACGAUUUUGGAGUGAGUACUUAACAAGCGACAAAGCCUUUUUCAGAGCCAUGAUGGCCAACGCCCACAACAACCUCGAGUCUUCUGGCAUGCUCAAGUUCGUCAAUUGGAGCACUUUACUGCCUGAAACGUAUCACGGGAAAUACAACUACAGUGCCCCGGCUGUGGGUCUGGGUGAGGCAAAGUUAGCAAUCGAAACCAGUGGAUCUCUAAUUGACCCAAGAGCAUCUCCUCUUCUGGUUCCGGAUGCUGCCUUGCGUUCUCUACCUAAAGCCUACAUAAUAACAUGCGAGUACGACGUCCUCCGAGACGACGGGAUCAUGUACGCCACGCGUCUCCGCACAGCCGGUGUGGAGGUGACGCAUGAACACUAUGAAUCAGGAUUUCAUGGCGCGUUGAUGUUUACAUUGUGGCCGAUGGACUUCCUCCUUGCACAUCGUAUGAUGGACAACUACACGGAGUGGCUAAAGGAAAAUUUGUAA
Molecule: messenger RNA, 1230 nt
Organism: Nerophis lumbriciformis (worm pipefish)
Lineage: Eukaryota; Metazoa; Chordata; Actinopteri; Syngnathiformes; Syngnathidae
Source: RefSeq, a predicted model, not a curated record